AUGUCGAUGUUCCGCGCCAAGAAGCUCGAUCUGGGCUGUUUCGUCAAUGUCCGCACUCUGCGCGACCACACCAAGCGCAAGGUCUUUGAGGCCCAUGAGACUGAGCGACAAGCCCUCCGCUACAUGAUCCGAAACACAACUCUCCCUCCCCGAGUCCGAGCCGAAGCCCAACUCCAAUUGACCCAGAUGCACUGCUACACUCGCCCUACACAAAUUCGAAACAGAUGUAUUAUGGGAGGUCAGGGACGUGGUGUUUUGAGCGAUUUUAAGAUGACACGAGUAAGGCCCCUACGAUCCAAACCUUCGAGAGACAUGGAAGGAUAUGAGAGAAUGGGCUGGACUAACGAUGCGCAGUACAACUUCCGAAUGGAGGCUAUGGCUGGAAACUUGCCUGGUGUCAAGAGAGCUAGUUGGUAA
Messenger RNA from Fusarium coffeatum, 417 nucleotides. RefSeq lists its product as uncharacterized. NCBI's taxonomy places the organism in Eukaryota, Fungi, Ascomycota, Sordariomycetes, Hypocreales, Nectriaceae. The transcript is spliced from 2 exons. Gene Ontology annotation, molecular function: structural constituent of ribosome. Gene Ontology annotation, cellular component: ribosome; mitochondrial small ribosomal subunit. The record is from RefSeq and is a predicted model, not a curated record. Gene Ontology annotation, biological process: translation. Bases 1 to 417 code for a protein of 138 amino acids.